AUGUGGCGGGUCGUUGCCGGAGGACUGGCAUUCAGUCGUGAUAUCCCAAAGGGGAGGGAACGGCCCCACAAAGCCGGCAGUGUGAAGUACCUGCUUGGGCAGAUAGUCAUCGGUGACGGCGAAGGGAAGCGCGGUCCGAGCAUGACUGUGAACUACACGCGCGGCGUGGAUCUAGUGCCUCGAGUACACCCCGCUAUCCUUUUCACCCGCGCCUACGAUAGCGCGAUACUGGGUAAACUCGAUUCACGCCGCUGCAGUGACAGCCUGGAAGAAUGUUUCUUGAUUGGUUGGGUCUCGUGCUGGUAUGCUACACGCCAUCGAGGACGUGGUGAUGGUGCAAGAUGCGUGAGGCGUCCUCGACAAUUCCAGAUAGGGCUGGGAUUGGCCAUGUGUCGUGGAUAG
Molecule: messenger RNA, 402 nt
Organism: Penicillium lagena
Lineage: Eukaryota; Fungi; Ascomycota; Eurotiomycetes; Eurotiales; Aspergillaceae
Exons: 1
Coding region: 1-402 (133 amino acids)
Source: RefSeq, a predicted model, not a curated record